Diatraea saccharalis (sugarcane borer) is the source of this 3312-nucleotide messenger RNA. NCBI's taxonomy places the organism in Eukaryota, Metazoa, Arthropoda, Insecta, Lepidoptera, Crambidae. The record is from the annotation of a GenBank genome assembly.
ACGGGAUGAUAUAAGUCGCAGUACAAGUGGGAAGAAAGAAUGUAAAACUAUUGACAAAGAGAAGCAACAAAUCCGAUAUCUAACCGACAAAUUAUUCAAUUUAUAUAACAUUUAUAAGAAUGAGGGGGGACGAUUCAGUUUUGCUACUUUUUUUAGACACAAACCAGCAUAUAUUCUUUCUCCAAAUAUCCAUAACCGCAACACCUGCUUAUGCGUGAAACACAGCAACAUGGAAAUGAUAAACUCGAGUUUGAUAAGAAAUGGUGUAAUAUCUAGAAAUUUAAAUUCCAUCACUGAUGCAAUCUCUAAAUUGACUUGCGAUUUAAGUUCCUAUAAUUGUUUGAAUGGGAGAUGCACAAUUUGUAAAAAUAUUAAAUUAUCUUAUGUGUUAGAAAGAGAGGCUUUGACUAAAAGGGUCUACUGGGAACAGUGGGAACGUGUCGACUAUUCUUAUGAGAAGGCGGAAAAAGGGGUAGUGAAAAAAUAUACUACCAAAAAGAUGGUAAAAAAUAGAAAACAUGGUACAAUCACAGAAUUAAUACAAAUUUUUGAAAGAAAUAUACCCUCAUUUAAGAUUCAUUUACACAAUUGGAAACAUCAACAAAAUAAAUAUCGUGAGAAAAUAUUAACAUUAGGUCCAUUCGAAGCAUUGAUUCUUCGUAAUUUUAGCGAAAAUUAUGAAUGCAAGUCGCACGAAGAGGUACAGGCCACUCAUUUUGGAACUUCUAAAAGUCAAAUUACUUAGCAUUAUGGCAUAAUUUACUGGGCUUCUGAAUCGCAAUCAUUUUGCUCUGUUUCGGACAACAAAUGUCAUGAACCGCACGCAAUUUGGGCUCACCUCCUUCCAGUCAUUAAAUUAUUAAAUUUAAGAUGUCCUGAAGUUAAACGCAUUCAUUUUUUCUCCGAUGGACCUAGUUCACAGUACAGGCAAAAAAAAAUUUUUCUUUCUCCUUAACUUUUAUACUACUAAACUAGGUAUUGACAUAUGUACUUGGAACUUUUCUGAAAGUGGGCAUGGAAAGGGAGUAGCCGAUGGUAUAGGUGGGUCUGUAAAGAGAACUUUAGAUAAGCAAGUUGCUUAUGGCUGGGAUAUCACAAACGGUAAAGAAGCCUUCGAAAUUCUUAAGUCUGCGUCCAAAUCAAUAAAGUUCUUUUUCGUUGAAGAUUUUGAAAUACAAAUGGUUCAGAAUAAUGUUCCUAUUGACCUAAAACCGGUACCUGGUACCCUCCAAAUACACCAAGUUUUAUGUACGUCUAAUUCCUCAAUCUUACAAUACCGGGUAUUAAGUUGUUUUUGCCAAAUUGAUUAUAUUUGUGAAUGUUUUGAAUUAAAGAAGCAUUCCCUUCCAAAUUGCCCAACAGACAAAGAACCUUUUAAUCUAAUACAUUCACCUGAGCUUACUCUUACUGGAACAUUACUUGAAUCCAACACAAAAUUUAGAAGACAAUUUACAUCUAGAAAAUAAUUUUACGACAAAAAACUUACCAAUUAUAAAUGACUCCAGUUCAAACUUUAUUCUUACUGAAAACAGAUGGGAGGUAAAUUUCUUAGACACCUUAAUUGAUUCUACAGUUUCUGAUGUGACUGACUAUAGCUUACAAGAUCAUUCUCUAAAAAGACCAGCUUCUUCUAUGAAUGCAUCUACAAAAAAUAUAUCGAUAAAGAAUCAUAUUGGCGAUAAAGAAAAUAAAAAUCCUUCUAUUAGGACAGUAGUAUCUAGAAGUUUGGAGUGCUACGCAUGUAAAAAAAAAAUUAGAUUCCCGUCGGCACACUCAACUAAAUGUAUAUCGUGUUUAAAAUGGUUUUGUACAAGUUGCAGUGAAGAUAAUAAUAAUAUUGAUUUUAAUUGUAGGAAAUGAUUUGGUGAAGAAUACAUACUAUAAAAAAACUUUAAAUAUCAAACUUAUUACUAACUUAUUCAUUUAUAAUAUUCUUCACCAAAAGAUCUCAUUUAUGACUGAAUUUAAAUGAUCUCAUUUACUUGGUAAUUUGUUUGUAUUUUUUACUUUUGAUGGUAAAUUUAUCAACAUGGCUUUCAAGACCAAAUCGUAAACUAUACGCAAUAUAUGCAUUGUCAGUUCUUCGAAAUAGCUUAUAGUUUGGCCAGGAAUUAAACUCAAGCUUUUGAAUAAAAAAAUAUCAACCUAUAUUAUGAAACCAAACGACUCACGGGACUGAUUUUGACAAAAGGUAAAUCUGCAUCUUCAAUCACGUCUAAUUUCAAUAUCGAACAAUAUGUAUAUUAUUACCGAGAAAUCCUUUUUUCUUCCAAGAUGAUUCUUGAUAAAUUAUCUUAGAAGAAAAUGAUUUCUUCGUGUCUGUGUGCGGUCGAGUCUUUAAAUAAAAUGUAUGAAAAACAAACCUUUCUUUGAAAAACAUAGAUUUCUUUUGAUUUAACUCAUAACAUUGCUGUUUUAGAUUUGUUCCUAAUCAAUAACAUAAUAAUUUGGUGUCAUAAUACAGGCUGAUAUUUUUUUGUUCAAAAGUUUUGGUUUAUUUCUUGGCAAGCUAUUUUGAAGAACUGAUAAUGCAGACUUAGAUAAAUAUUAUAUGCGUAGUCUUUUGACCAUUUUUUUGAUAUUCCUUAUAGUUAACGAUUUGGCCCUGAAAGCCCUCUUGGUAAACUCACCUGCACAUGUUAUUUAUAAAAAAAACAUGUUGAUUAUUUCUAUCUUACAUAGAAUUAUGACUUCAGAAGUAAUUAUUUUACGCAGAUUUGGUGUAAUGUUGAUCUCAUUUUUCUGUUAAUGUGUAAUAGUCUUAAGAAUUAUGUUCCGUUAUGGGAUCAAUCCCUUCCGUGACUGUCCUUUAUUAAAUAUUCUUUUAUAUUUUGUUUAGCGUGCAAUGCUAUUUAAUUAAUUUAUGAUGUUAAUAUUUAAAGUGUAAUAAUUUGAUUAAUGUUAUUUUUAAAAAAGGACUUAUAUUUUGUAAUAACUGAGAAUAGUAAACAAAAAGUAUUCAAGUAACUUGGUCCAAAGAGUAACAUAAUGGAAAUGAAAAUGAUGAUUAUGUAUGUUGGAUAUUGUUGAUGUUAUAUUUUAUCUAUUUUGUUUUAUAAAAAAUAACAUGUGUCGUAAAUUAAACUAUUUCAUUUAAUUCCUAUGACUUUUAUUAUAUUUCUCUAAUUGAAACCAAGUAGUUUCGGAAUGGAAUAAAUUUAGUCAUACAGAGAUAAUAAAUCGGCAAUAUUGCGGUAAAUAAACCUGUUAAAGAGGUUUUAUUAUUAUUUUCAUAUAGAGAAAAGAAUUUCAAAUCUAAUUUAAAUUGAAAAAACACCAUAAUACAAAAUAUUUAAAAAUCAACAUAUUUUU